This is a messenger RNA of Myotis daubentonii (Daubenton's bat), 2162 nucleotides long. It is a transcript of the gene SCN3B, whose product is annotated as sodium voltage-gated channel beta subunit 3. Gene Ontology annotation, cellular component: voltage-gated sodium channel complex. Lineage: Eukaryota; Metazoa; Chordata; Mammalia; Chiroptera; Vespertilionidae. The record is from RefSeq and is a predicted model, not a curated record. Gene Ontology annotation, molecular function: transmembrane transporter binding; sodium channel inhibitor activity. Gene Ontology annotation, biological process: regulation of sodium ion transmembrane transporter activity; ventricular cardiac muscle cell action potential; regulation of heart rate by cardiac conduction.
UGGGGUGGAGAGCCGCCUGCGCAUGUCAGGACCGACAGCGCACACGGUCGGGGGCCCUGGAGAAGGGUAGCGGUCUCCCGCCGCCCAGGGUCCGCGCCCGGCACGAUCCAGGGCGCGCUUCGGAGGGGGCCACCUCCCUUCACCCCCACCCCACCUCUGAGGGCGCCGGCGAACAGCAGCUGCCACCUCCUCCCAGUCCUCCCAGCCUCCUCGGAGAGCAAGGGCGGGUGUGGGGGGCACGGAAGAGGGACGGAUUUUGCAGCUCAGACGGCCUGGUGGCUGCGGGUGCGGGGCACGCCCAGCUGGAGAGGCGGGUCCGCGCGGAUGAAGCUGGAGAUCCCGGUCUUGGCGGAUCCUGGUCCGAGCGUAGCUGCUCCGCAGGGAGGUGAGAGGUGGCUCGGCGGGGUCCCCUCGAACAGCGCGGCCGCCUAGAGCCAGCGCGCGGCUCUCAUCCGAGCUGCGCGUUCUCCCAGGAGCGGACCCGCACGCGGCGGCCGGAAGCCAAGUCGGGCGCGCGGGAGGCGCUGUCCGUGGUGCUGGGCGCGCUCCCCGCCACGCGCUCGGCCGGCGCGCGGAGCCGGACCCCCAGCCUGGAGUCGAGGCGGCUGCGAGGCCAGUUCCAGCGGAAACCCGGCCCCGCAGUCACGCGGGGCCUCCGGUCGCGGACGCCUGGCCUCUUUCAGCGAGAAAGUCGCCCCCUUGGGGCAGUUCGUCCCAAAGGGUUUCCUCGAAAGUGUCUGCGAGGGCGCAGUUGUGGAGGGUGCCGCUGUUUAGCCCUGGAGGUGCCGCUGUUUAGCCCCUAAGAAGAUGCCUGCCUUCCGCGGAGCGCUCCCCCUGGCUUCCUUCCUACUCGUCUUCUGGGGCGUCUGCUCCCCCGUGUGCGUGGAGGUGCCCUCGGAGACUGAGGCCGUCCAGGGCAACGCCAUGAAGCUGCGCUGCAUCUCCUGCAUGAAGAGGGAGGAGGUGGAGGCCACCACGGUGGUGGAGUGGUUCUACAGGCCCGAGGGCGGUAAAGAUUUCCUUAUCUAUGAGUAUCGGAACGGCCACCAGGAGGUGGAGAGCCCCUUCCAGGGGCGCCUGCAGUGGGACGGCAGCAAGGACCUGCAGGACGUGUCCAUCACGGUGCUCAACGUCACCCUCAACGACUCUGGGCUCUACACCUGCAAUGUGUCCCGGGAGUUUGAGUUCGAGGCGCACCGCCCCUUCGUGAAGACCACGCGGCUGAUCCCCCUCCGGGUCACCGAGGAGGCCGGAGAGGACUUCACCUCCGUCGUCUCGGAAAUCAUGAUGUACAUCCUCCUGGUCUUCCUCACCUUGUGGCUGCUCAUUGAGAUGAUCUACUGCUACCGGAAGGUCUCCAAGGCUGAAGAGGCCGCCCAGGAGAGCGCGUCCGACUACCUGGCCAUCCCAUCGGAGAACAAGGAGAGCUCGGUGGUGCCCGUGGAGGAAUAGAAGGGGUGCGGCUGGAGGUGACGUACAGGAAGCAGGAGGGAAGGUGGAUAAGGAUGGCGAUUGUACAGCAACUUUAAACUUGGGCCCUUGGCUUACUCUGUACCCUACCUGAGUCCGCCCUCAGGUACUGCUCUAAGUUGAUGCCCGACUCACAGAGCUCUGUGUGAUGUCAAGCCCUUCAGAGGGAAUUGCUUUGGCUGAGUGUUGGGGCAGCUGGAACUCCUUCCCCGUAGUGACGCAGGCAGAGUCGCUCUCCCACUCCCUCCUUGUAAGGAUGUGCGUCUGGUCAGAGCCUGUGCUGCUGGACGGGGCCUCCUCAGUGAGAUGUGCUGCCAGUGACGGGUGACCUGAACACCGGGACUGGGCGCCCAGCUUCAAUGAUGUCACCGCACCAGGAGGUGCCCCAGAGGCCACACCGCCCCCCCCCCCGGCCUCCUAACUCCAUCCGACCUCUACACACCACCAGACUCUGCCCGAGCUGAGGAGCCCACCUCUCCACAGACGCCCCCGCACCCCGCCUGGCGUUUGGGCAGCAGUCGCCGCGCCCACUGACUGCUCCCGGGCGCCGAGCGGCGGUGAACAGCCUGGAGGCAGCACGGCCCCUGCCCGGCACGGGACCUGGCUCCUGCCCACUGACUGCUCCACGUGAAGGGCUGUCUUCGUGGACGGAAGCCAGGUGACCAGCUGCGGAAAGCAAGUGUCACGGGGAG